Megalobrama amblycephala (Wuchang bream) is the source of this 4909-nucleotide messenger RNA. RefSeq names its product neuregulin 2a (gene nrg2a). The record is from RefSeq and is a predicted model, not a curated record. Gene Ontology annotation, biological process: nervous system development; intracellular signal transduction; animal organ development. Gene Ontology annotation, molecular function: signaling receptor binding. Lineage: Eukaryota; Metazoa; Chordata; Actinopteri; Cypriniformes; Xenocyprididae. Bases 29 to 2173 code for a protein of 714 amino acids. The transcript is spliced from 11 exons.
CACCGACCAUCGAGCCAAAGCAGGCGGCAUGAGGAGGCUUGAUUCGGUACACUUAUCCAUGCUGCUCAUCGGGGUCUCCUUCGCCUGCUACUCCCCGAGUCUGAAUUCCCUGCAGGACCAGGCUUACAGAUCCGCCGUGGUGAUUGAGGGCAAGGUGCAGUCCGCGCCUCAGAACGUCUCAGCGGAGCCGUACAGUGUGAAUGUCAAAGUCCUGGACGUGUGGCCGCGGAACAGCGGGGGUCUGGAGCGGGAGCAGCUCGUCACCGUGGGGGAAUUUGGCUCGGAGGCUCCGUGCGCCAAAGUGAAGAAGAAUCACAAGUAUAUAUUUUUCAUGGACCCAACUGAUGAACCCUUGGUUUUUAAAGCGUCGUUUGCGCCCUUAGAUACAAGUGGAAAGAACCUGAAAAAAGAUGUUGGGAGGAUCUUGUGUGAAGACUGCGCUGCUGCUCCUACACUGAAGCGUAUGAGGAAUCCUGUGUUGGUGGACGAAGGAAGCAGGCUGAUUGUGAAGUGUGAGGCCUCCGGCAACCCCACCCCGGAGUAUAAGUGGUACAAAGAUGGCGCUGAACUGAGGAAGAGCAAAGAGAUCAGAAUCAGGAACAGCAAGAAAAACUCCAAAGUUCAGAUCGGCAGUGCAAAGCUGGAGGAUUCUGGGAAUUACACAUGUGUGGCAGAGAAUAGUCUGGGGAAGGAAAACGGCACCAGUACAGUGCACGUACAAAGCAUAACCACAACGUUAUCUCCGGGUUCGGGCCACGCCAGAAAAUGCAACGACACAGAGAAGGCAUACUGCGUGAAUGGCGGUGACUGUUACUACAUACAUGGUAUAAAUCAGUUUUCCUGCAAGUGUCCAAAUGACUUUACUGGUGAUCGCUGUCAAACCUACGUUAUGGCCAGUUUCUACCAGUCUCUUGGGAUUGAAUUUAUGGAGGCAGAGGAGCUCUAUCAGAAGAGAGUCCUGACAAUCACCGGCAUCUGUGUGGCUCUUUUGGUGGUGGGCAUAGUCUGUGUGGUGGCCUACUGCAAAACCAACCUCCCCCCCAGGAAACAGAGGAAGAAGAUGCACAAUCAUCUGAGGCAGAACAUUUAUGUGGAUCAUCCCAACCGAAACCUGGCCAACGGACCCAAUCACCCAGGCCCAGGUCCUGAGGAGAUACCCAUGGUAGAUUAUAUCUCCAAAAAUGUACCGGCAACUGAGAGAGUCAUUAGACACGGAGCAGAGGCACCUUUUCCUGGCAGCCGGCAGUCUUCCAGAUCCCACAACUCCUCCACCCGGGCUCAUUCCUCCACUCACAGACAUGAAGGGAGAACGUGGAGUCUGGAGCGAACAGACAGCGUCCUCUCCGACUGUCCUUCCGGCAUGAUGUCGUCCUCAGUGGGGACCAGUAAAUGCAACAGUCCUGCGUGCAUGGAGGCGCGGGCCAGACGUGCCGCACACUGUGGCUUUACUGAGCCCCACCGGCCGGCCCUGCAGUAUGGCGACUCUUUCGACUCGCUUGGGGACUCUCCGCAUAGCGACAGGUACGUGUCAGCGCUGACCACGCCAGCUCGCCUGUCUCCCGUGGACUUCCAUUACUCACUGCCCCCGCAGGUGCCUACCUUCCAGAUCACGUCUCCCAACGCCAGCCACGCCAUGUCUCUGCCCCCCGCCGCACACGCUCCCUACCCGCCGGAGGAGGACCAGCCGCUGCUGCGACGCUACCAGGUGCCGCUGCACGAGGCGCGGGGCCACGAGCCCUACCGGCAGCAGCAGCGCGGCAGCUACCUGCGAGACAGCACGGGCAGCCUUCCCUCCAGCCCCUACCGGCUGGCUCAGGAGGAAGAGUACGAAAGCACCCAGGAGUACCUCUCCUCGAUGGAGCAACCAAAGAGAAGCAGUCGGCGUUGGCGCAGGUCCAGACUCAAUGGCCACGUGGCGCCACGCGGCUACCAACCGUCCCGAGACUUGGGCUCGCGCAGCUGCCUGUCAGACAGUGAUUCGGAGGAGGAGGAAGGUGAGAGCACGCCAUUCCUCAGUAUGCAGAACAUGAACGCCGCCGAGCCCUCCGCCCUCUACAGGCCCGUGCCCGACACGCGGACUUCUCACGCCCAGAGCGGGCGGCACGGGCCUCGUGCCAACACACAGACCAGACUGACGCACUCGCGCUCCAAACUGGACAAUGCACCCCACUAGAGAGACCACCACCUAUCCACAAAAAUCGAUCUACUAUAGACAUGCACCUAUAAGAAAUAUUUUUAUUUUAUAUAACUGACAGAUAUUAUAAACAAAUGAAAUAUUUAUUUUCAUUUUAGCAAAAGUUGUCUACUAGUUAACAGCAAAGACUUUUUUUAUAGGGAAAACUCUAUUUAUAUGUACAUUUUGAUUUACAGCAUAAAAAAGAUGUGCCAAUUUUUUCACAACUUAAAAAAAAAAAAUAGAGUAAUAUUGUGGUGCCUUUUGCUGUAUGCUGAUGCCAGAGGGCCAGUGGAGUUUUUUGUAGCCUUUCUUAUACGGACGCCUCAUUUUUUAUACUCGUUUACUCUUUUGUUGUCUCUUUUUGGCCUUUUUUUUUUUUCUUUCCUUUCCUUUCAAGGUUGUGUUUUUUGGGAGCUGACCCUCAUUUGAACUGUGACAUCCCCCCUCCACCGUCAUGCAAUAUAAACCACUCUAACAUAAGGUGUAUGUUUACAUGAAUUUGAUCCACAGAGAUGUUUUAUGAUCAUGUUGCUUUGCCAACAGGAAAUCAAUGACAAAUGUAAUCUGGGGUUCGGAAAAAAAAAGUAGUGUGCGUGUGUGCGAGAAUGUGAAUGACCAAACGCGAGAGGCCUCGAAAUGACUGUGGCUCUGAGAAAUAUGCUGCUGUUGUCUAGAGUUACGCAUGUGGGCACCUGAUGUCGUCUUACAGAUGCACUGCCUUGACUUGCUUUGCAUCCCUACAGGGUAAGGUUUGUCACACGGGAGCCUUCUUUUUCCAAAGGAGAUUGUGGGUUAAAUGUGAGGGGGCCGUGGGCCGGGCUGUCAGUGCUAAUAGCUUUUGACAGAUAACAAAGAAAUAAAGAACAUAUAGUCUCUCCCACUCAACCCACUUUCCCGUCACUCAGUCGAGUCGCCCUCAUUAUCAGCACAUCCAUCUGGUUAGAGUGGCCAGCGGGAGAAAUAGACGGGAGGAAUGGAAGGCCUCACAGCGUCUCAGGACUUCAUUCCACUCCACAUCUUCCUCUAGCGCAGGACUGAAGAGAGACUGACACCAGGCUGAUGGAUGCAUCCACUCCAUCGUUUGGUCCUGGUACUUUGGGACAACAAGAGUAAAGGGGCUGUUCACACGGGACACAUUCUUUUCUUUGUUUGAUGCAUUCCAUUCGACAUCAGAUGUGGGAUAUUCCUACUUUAUAUUUCCGAACUGUGAUCAUAAAUGCCCAACCCUUGAAAUAUGAUGCAUAAAGAAACAAAAUUGCAAUUUUGGAAACUGAUAUAUGUGCACACUCUAAAUAACAGAAUAAACACACACACAUAGAUCAGUAUCAGUUAAAAAUGAAAAUUAAAGGAUGAAUCAAAUGAAUCUGGGGAUGGGAUGAACAUAUUUACAUUUUGCAACAAUGGGUUGAGUUAUGAGACUUCUGUUUAAUUCUCGUCCUGUGUGAACGGCCCUGAAAAGUUUCUGUGCAGGAUACACAAUCAUGUACACACACAAACACAGUCUCAAAUGACAAGACAAAUAGCUGUGAAAAUUAUUAGGGGUCAUUAAAAUGCCAAAAUAUGCAAACUUUAUAUUCUACUUGCGUUCUAAUGCGUUUCAUUUUUAGUGUGUAAUGUGGAGGCUGUUUGUUCACUGUUUUUUUUUUUUAACUUCAGGUCAUUUUUUUCAUUAGGUCCAUAUAUUUCAUAAUUAUUUAAUAUAUUCACAGUUACUCUGUAAGACACCAAAUAGUGCAAGUCAUUGUAAUUAUUAUUUUAUCAUUACUUUUCAUAUUCGACUCCAUUUUAAAGCACUCAUUGGGCCCGAACCAAACUAGAAACAGCUGCACUGACUAACUCUGUUUGGAUGGAAAUGCUCCUACAUUAACAACUAGUCAGUGUCAAUAAGCCUGAGAUGAAGUGUACUAAAAUCAGCUGUUUUUUAAUUCUUCACCUUCUAUAAAGAGUGUCCACAGUCAGCAUCAGCUUUCCACCUUGUUGAGAAGAUGUAAAGAAUAAUAGUGUUGAGGGAGGUGAACUCUAUUGGGUUAGGCACAGAAAAUCGACACCAAAAAACGGAGGAAGAUUAGAACUAGACAGUUACGUGCUCAAUGUUUUCGUGCACUUCUUCCAUAAAGGAGAUGAGUUGUGAUUAUUUUGGUGAAAAAACAAAACAAAACAACAAUAUACAUGUUAAAUCCUGAGGGGUUUAAUGCUGUAUUAUGACAGCACAACGAAAUAUCAUUUUUUAUUUUAAAUGAAGGGAUGUUUUGUUUGAAGUUUGAGCAGAAAUACUUUAGAUCCCCUACCUUUCUUCCUUACAUUUCGGGUCUUAUUUGUAUGUUUGAGAAAUGCCAAAAAGACAGUGCUCUAGUUAGUUUAAUGUGAUAUCUCUACUCAACCUCUUGACGGUUAUGUCUUGCCAGUUUAUUUCUACUUUUUCGUUUCCCCCGCUUGAAACGUCUAAACACCUCCUCACCUCUGCAUGUCCUUGUGGUCAAGGUUAGAUGGGUGCAUGGUACAAGCAGCAGAUGAUUUGUUUUCCUCAAGUCAGUGGAAGUGUGUUUUUUUUUAACAUUCAGCAAUAAAAAAAGGAAUCUUUUCCCCCACCAUGUCCAUUCUUGGAAAAUGCUAGAGGAUUUUAAAAAGUGAGACAAACACACGCGGCUGUCAUAGAUUGUAAAAAUAAAAUGAAACCACCUGUUCAUAUGAGAAAAUAAAUCUUUCUUGGUAUCAUUUUGGCACAUGCCCAUA